GGCAGCAACGAUUGAAGAUAUAACGAAAAUGUUUUUACUCUGACGUGUUUUCGGUGUAAAUAUGUGAUAAAUUUGUAGUUUUCCCGUACAUUUUUUUAUAUAGCACUUGUUAGGCCAUGUCGUGAAUUGAAAUUUUUUGAAAUUCUCCUGAUAAUAUUUCCAAGUAUCUCAAAUUUAUUAAAAAUGGGUCUCUGCAAGUGUCCCAAGAAAAAAGUGACAAAUCAGUUUUGCUUCGAGCACCGUGUAAAUGUUUGUGAAAAUUGCAUGGUUACAAAUCAUUCUAAGUGUGUUGUGCAGUCUUACAUUCAGUGGUUGCAAGAUAGUGAUUAUAAUCCAAAUUGCCACAUUUGUAAAACGGAACUUGCUGAAGGGGACUGUAUUCGACUGACUUGUUAUCAUGUUUUUCAUUGGGAUUGCUUGAACAAAUAUGCCCUUAGUAUGUCUCCUCAAACUCCCCAAGAAGGAUACACAUGUCCUGUAUGCAAUGGUUGUAUUUUCCCCCCAUCAAAUGUUGUUUCUCCAGUGGCCGAAGCAUUGCGAAAUGCUUUGCUUAAUGUGAAUUGGGCUAGAGUGGGUUUAGGCUAUCCAGCUAUCGAAAACAACCUACUAGAUGAAAGUUCUCAUUCAAACAACGUCCAGUUUUCUCCUUUGAGAGCUGCUAGCUCACUUCCUCUUGAAAGUUCUGCAAAGCCUGCUCCAAUUAAUAUUAAUUCAGCUGUAUCUCAAAUGGAUAUGAACAGUGUGAGACCGGAACCAUAUGGAGCCUCCUAUACAACUUCUUAUACAAGUCCUCGCAAACUUUAUGAUGCUACAGAGCAUGGACACGUCAGAGCACCAACAAGAGAUCAUGAUGAAGAUAAAUACAAACGACGAUCUGCCUUUGAGUGGUUUGGAAGAUGGUUUAAGUCCCGAACAAUGCAUGGCAAGAAUCGUAAAAAGGAUCCAAAUGUGUUUUAUAAGAAAUGGAUGGUGCUUUUGGUGUUGUGUCUCAUUGGUCUCUGUACCUUGUGCAUUCUGUUUCUGAAGCUUGGUCGAGCUAGUGCUGAUUCAGAUCCCUUAUUGGACCCUCGCUUUAAUCCGAAUAUUCGAGUUGAAGACACUGCAGAUGAUACUCAUUCUAUAUCGGACACUAAAUCAAAAUUUGAAAAAAAUAUUCAACAUGACAAUAUGAAAGAAUUAUUACCUCCUUAGUAGAUAUAUAGACAUUUUUAGUUCUUCAACAAAUUGUAAUAAAUUUGCUUUGACAGUAUAUCAACAUAAUUGUUGCUACUUUUUAAAAAUGAUAUUUUUAAAAUGUCUAAAUUACUAUUAGUUUCAUGGGGAACAAAUGAUGCAUUUAAUAUAUUGUAGUAUCAUCGAAAGAAAUUUUUUUCACCUAUGUAAGAAAAGGAAUGAUCUUUAAACAUUUUAUUUAUGCGAGAUAUCAUCUGUUGAAAAAUUUACUGCAGACAAAUUUAAAAUAAUAUUGAAAGAGAGUGUUAAUGCUGUUACUUCUAAUUUGUUAUAUUUUGUUGUGUUAACCAAUUAUUUUACCUUUAUUUUGAAUAUAUUUUUUAAAUUAUAUCUAUGUUUAAUGCAUAUUUUUAUAGUUAAUCAAUUUUAUUUCCUCCUUAAUAAGUGAAUCACUUUUAACUUUAAUCUUAUGGUUGGAAAUAACAUAGUUAUAACAGACUAACAACUAAUUUUUUUUAAAAAUCUUUAAUCAAUCUCUUUGAAAGAAGACAUUAUACGGAGUUAUUUCUUAUAAAAUACUGUUUAAUUAUUUAAAGCUGAUAUAAAAGUUUAUCUUAUGCAUCAAUUGUGGCUUUGUAUUUUGCUAAUUUUUAGCUCUAAAUCUGUGAUUUUUAACCAAAAGUUUAUGCAAGUAUAUGUUCUAAUAUCUGUUUAUGUUUGCUGUAAACUAUAUGAUCUAUUUCUUGAGUUGCUGUUUAUU
Messenger RNA from Argiope bruennichi, 1933 nucleotides. Its product is annotated as zinc finger protein-like 1 homolog. NCBI's taxonomy places the organism in Eukaryota, Metazoa, Arthropoda, Arachnida, Araneae, Araneidae. The coding region runs from base 184 to 1191 and encodes 335 amino acids. The record is from RefSeq and is a predicted model, not a curated record. Gene Ontology annotation, cellular component: Golgi apparatus. The transcript is spliced from 6 exons.